Humulus lupulus (European hop) is the source of this 1389-nucleotide messenger RNA. RefSeq lists its product as uncharacterized. The transcript is spliced from 3 exons. Bases 1 to 1389 code for a protein of 462 amino acids. The record is from RefSeq and is a predicted model, not a curated record. Gene Ontology annotation, molecular function: nucleic acid binding. Lineage: Eukaryota; Viridiplantae; Streptophyta; Magnoliopsida; Rosales; Cannabaceae.
AUGGUUGAGAAAAUUGAAGGUAGGAAAAAGUCUUCAGAGCGACGUGAAGGAGAAGCUGAUAAGGAUGAAGAGUGUGAAGAGGCAUUUAUCAAGCUAAAGGAGCACUUGGGGAAGCCACCCCUGUUCGUAAAACCUGAAAAAGGUGAAAAGCUAUACUUAUACCUGGCAGUGUCCGAACAUGCCGUAAGCGCGGCUUUGGUUAAAAGGGAGAAGAAGCGUCAACAACCCGUGUACUAUAUCAGCAAGCGGUUGGUGGACGUGGAGAAUCGAUACCCUAAGAUUGAAAAUUUGGCAUAUGCAUUAGUGGUGGCUUCAAGGAAGUUGAGACCCUACUUCCAUGCCCAUGCAAUCAAAGUUCUCACUGAUAGUCCUCUGAGACAGGUCUUGCAUAAACUUGAUACCUCAGGAAGACUAAUGAAAUGGUCGAUCGAGUUGAGUCAAUUCGAUAUCGUUUAUACCCUGAGAACUUCCAUCAAUGGACAAGUGCUUGCAGACUUCAUAGUGGAGUUCACUAGUCUACUGAAUGAAGGAAGAAGUGAAGAAGAGGGACAAUCGGUCGCAGAAAGAGAGCCAAGGAGUUCUGAGGAAUGGAGCCUGCACGUGAAAGGGGAGUACCAAGCGAGGGGACCCAAGAUGGCUGCAUACUUGGAAAGGGUAAGAGGCUAUUUGGAGCAGUUGGUGGAAUAUAGCCUAGAGCGAAUCACGAGAGAGAGGAAUACCCAUGUUGAUGCCCUCGCAAAGCUAGCUUCCACUAAAGAUGGGGAUACCCUCAAAUCAGUGCCUGUAGAAUACUUACCAAGGCCAAGCAUUGUCAAUCCAGACGUUCACAUGGCCAGUGUCCCAAAGGAUUCAUGGGCCAGCCCGAUUAUAGAUUACCUGAAGGAAGGAGUGGUGCCAACAGACAAGAGGGAUGCUCGGAUGCUAGUUUAUAAGGCAGCCCUAUACACCUUGGUAGAUGGGAUCUUAUACAAGAUGGGGUUUUCUGUGCCACUCUUGCGAUGUGUUGAUGAGGAAGAAGCUGUGAAGGUACUAUAUGAAAUACAUGAGGGCAAAUGUGGCAACCAUGCGAGUGGACCAUCCACGGCUCGAAAAGCCAUGAGGCAAGGGUACUACUGGCCUUCCGUGGAGAGAGAUGCAAAUGAUUUCACAAGGAAAUGUGACAAAUGCCAAAAGGCAUGCGAACUACUCCCGAAAACCCCCGAAUGGAUUGACCAGCAUGACCAGCCCUUGGCCCUUUUCUGUCUGGGGAAUAGACCUGAUUGGCGCCCUUCCCCCAGGAAGAGGUGGUGCGAAGUACGCGGUGGUAGCCGUAGAUUACUUCACCAAGUGGGUCGAAGCAGAACCUCUAGUGAAGAUAACGUCCAAGCAUAUCACCACCUUUGUGAAUAA